Molecule: messenger RNA, 1824 nt
Organism: Penicillium manginii
Lineage: Eukaryota; Fungi; Ascomycota; Eurotiomycetes; Eurotiales; Aspergillaceae
Exons: 2
Coding region: 1-1824 (607 amino acids)
Source: RefSeq, a predicted model, not a curated record
AUGUCGUCUCCGCAUCUAGACGAGAUGGCUCCGUCGGGCGACUUGGAGUACCGUGCUCCAAAGCCUCUAGUGUUUGAGCUGGUGCAACACAUCGGUAUUUUCUUUGAAGAAAAAUUAUAUACCCAAGCACUGAAUCUUCUCUUCAACGCCCUUGCAUCUGGUAGUUAUGCCGCGCCCGCAUGCACUGUCCCGCUACCUCCACAUCUCGCGAUAGCAGUCACUUUCCUCGUACACCCGUCUACGACAACUCGGGCGUCUUCGGAUGAGGAGAAAGAGGUCGCGCAUAUCGCUCUCCGACUCCUACGACUUCUCGGUACUCUCGUCAGUCCUCGAGAAGCGAAACUCGACAUUGCGUUUACUUUUACACAUGGCCAGGCCUUGCGCUCCGGGGGCAAAUUUCACGUGGGAGAAGGCGACAACGAAAACGGCGGACAUGAUGAUAACAAGCCGUUGAACCUCAAGCUCGCCAAAGAACAUUCUUUAUGGUCUCGUGCGGAGGAUUUCUGGCAUGCCGUUGGCUGGACCUUUAACUGCUCCGUGCUCUAUCGUGAAAGAUGGGAGCGGUGGCAGAUUUGGCUGGAGUUCAUGUGUGAUGUACUCCAAGACGACUGGAAUGAACGAGAGCGUGUAUUCAAAGAAAGGCAACUCGACCCUGAAACAAUACCGCAGCGCGCUCCGAACAGAAGAGGGAAUCUAGAUCAAUACCAAGAUGACUCGUUGAAGAUUCUGAAACAGAGUUUGAUCUUUCAAUAUAUCUCGGCCGGCACCGGGACUGGCAAGUACCGCAGGGUUGUCAGGGCUAUCUUCGCAGAUGGCAGCACGAAUUCGCUCAACGAAUUCCGCCAAGUUUUCCCCAAGGAACUCAAGCCGACCAAGUCAGAUCGACAGGCUGAAAAGGCCAAGAAGAGAGAGCGUGAUGUUAACAUCGACAAGGAGGAGUAUGGUGAUUAUUUAGCCCAGGAUGAGUCGGAUGAUGAAGCCACUACUGGGCUCGGACAGAGCAAUUCAAAUUCGCAGUCAACGUCCCCUUCGGGCACAGGCACCAGACGAUCAAAGCGUACAAGGCGAGGCACAAGAAAUGCACAGGAUCCCCUUGAGAACAAGGUCAUCGAUGAGAUUACAGGCCUCGGUCAAACCCCAGCGCAAGAUGAUGCUGGACUUUCGCCUCUAGGCGGUCUGGACUCUCUUGAUCUGCGCAAAAGACUCCUUGGCCUUUUGUCGAGAGUGUGUGAGCUGCUUCCGAAGGAAUUUUUGGCAAUUGACGUUCUCGAUCACUACAUCAUUGAGAAUAUUCGCCAUCUGCCCUUGCCGAUAUUCCAAGCCUUCAUCAGUCCAUAUGUUCUCCCCGGCCUACCUGAUAAAUCGCAAAGAGAUUUAUCGUCCGACGAAGAACAGAACCAGGGAUCUGCUAAAAGGUCGGAUGCGGAGCAGACUAGUCUAUGCGAACUUCUCCUGUUCAGUAUGCUUGAGAGCGCUGCGCCGAAAUCCGACCAAAGGUAUCUAAAUCAAGAUAUGCUGGAGAAGUGCUAUCUUCCCUUUGCGGCCGCAAAUAAUACUGUGGUAGAUAAUGCUAAGAUGUCUAUUAUUCUCGAAGCACUCAUGUUGCUCCUAGCUGGAAACGGGCUACUGGAAUUCCGUCCCUCGCUACAGGAGGCCGUCCUACUUGGGCUGAGUCAUCGGGUUGAAAGAGCAAAGUUAGAGGUACGACGGAGCCAAGCAAAGAAAGACCAGAAGCCUCUUGAGAUGUCCUGGUUGAUCGAGAGUGGCGAUAGGUUGCUUUUUGUCGUGGAAGUUUUGCAGUCACGAGCGCAGUCGAUCCCCUGA